This is a messenger RNA of Ostertagia ostertagi, 348 nucleotides long. The record is from the annotation of a GenBank genome assembly. Lineage: Eukaryota; Metazoa; Nematoda; Chromadorea; Rhabditida; Trichostrongylidae.
AUGAAUCCAGUCGAAAUGCUGCUUAUGAGUCGACGUAAAACUAUUAAUUUGACGGAAUCUAAGAAAAAGUCAAAACCAUGCGAAAGUUGCAGGCGGAGCAACAGUGCAAAGCCUAAAAAGAAUUCGCUGAUCAUGGACAAGAAACCAGUGGUGCCACCUCAUGGAACGAGCAACGUGCCAUCCGCUCCACCUCAGACGCUGAAGAAUCAAACCGAUGACAAUGAACUGACGUUCCCAGAACCGCCGAGUACGUUCGCUGGUAGCAGUAAUAAUGGUGGAGGUGGGACUGGUGGAGACCUCGAUUUCGACGAGCUGGCCAGACGAUUUGAUCAACUAAAGAAGAAGUAA